Oncorhynchus nerka (sockeye salmon) is the source of this 6156-nucleotide messenger RNA. Its product is annotated as sterile alpha motif domain-containing protein 9-like. The record is from RefSeq and is a predicted model, not a curated record. Gene Ontology annotation, cellular component: cytoplasm. Lineage: Eukaryota; Metazoa; Chordata; Actinopteri; Salmoniformes; Salmonidae. The transcript has a single exon. Bases 34 to 2844 code for a protein of 936 amino acids.
CACUGGUUCAGCUUGGGACGGGAGACAACAAAGAUGGCACACAACAAGGGCUCAUCUCUGUCCAAUGCCCGUGGUCGUGAAAGUUAUGUUGGAAGUCAAAUCAGGGAUUCCAUUUCACUUCUGGAUGUUUUGUACGCAAAUGCAUUUGAAGAAGAGGACAUAGACUCAGCAGUAGCUAAGAAGACCGAGGUAGAUUUUUACAGAGGAGCCCCACCUCAAUGGCUUAACUUCUGCUGGGCUGAAAAGGCAACAUCAGCUGAUAAAACAACAACCUUUAUAAAAAGAGACGGGUACACUGAGCUGAUAGAAAAUAUUAAGAAACAAUGUAAGGGUGACCUGACUUCUACCAUGAAUCUGCUGUAUGAGCCAGGCAGUGGGGGAACCACUCUGGCCAAGCAGGUUCUCUGGGACAUGAGGAAAACACUGAGGUGUGCUGUUCUAACAGGCCCUACCUCAGAUAUUACCGCUAUCGCCAAGGAGGUGAUUCUCCUUUUCACUGCAGGCGGUAAAGGCCACCAGAAUACUGUGCUCUUACUGCUGGAAGAUGAGCGUAUUCUGGAGAAUCUGCAGGAUGCCAUCAUCAAAGAGAUUGCAAAGAGAAACAUCGUGACCCACAGGCCUGUGGUCAUAAUUUUAAACUGUGUGCGUAAGGCAGUUAUCAAACAAGAGGACCAUAACAAAUCAAGACAUGUUAUUCUCAGGAUGGAACUUUCUGAAGCAGAGAAACAACAGUUUGAGGAGAAACAGAUUGAGAUCAGUCGAAGCUACAGCAAUGAACACAAACAGUUUCAUGGCUUUAACAUAAUGCGAGAAAAUAUUAGUGGAGAUUAUGUGAAAGAAACGUGUGCCCUUUCAGGAGAUGUCAGGAAAAAUAGAAGACCUAAAAAUUCCCAGGUUCUUGCAUUCUUAUCACUGGUGAAUGCCUACGUUCCUGGCUCCCACCUUCUGCAGUCUCACUGUCAGGCAUUCCUGGGGCCUCCAGAUCCCAUUUAUGGAGGUCCUUCCUUUGAGCAGCGAAUGGAGCCUUUCACUCAUCUGAUAGUGACAUUCCCUGCACGACAGGGACAAGACAAACAUGUCCGCAUGGCUCACCCACUGAUUGCACAGCAGUGUGUUAAGGUAUUGGCUACAGCAGGUGUGACCAGGAGUGAUACAGCAAGGAACUUUCUGACUGAAUUUUGUAGAGAACAGGUACAACAAUUUUUAGUUCAAGACAUGUUAACGAAAAGGGAAAUGGGAGAAGAGAGAAAAGACACGUUUUCCAGGUUGAUUCAAGAUAUUGAAGGCGAAGAAUCCAAAAGGAAUGUUGUAUCUGUUUUACAAUUAGCUUCAGAGAAAUUCAAGCAAAACCCAUUCUUUCCUCAAAAUCUUGCUCGUUUUCUUUACAUUGAGACAAGAGCCUAUUUUAAAGCGGAGAAGUGGGCAAAAAUUGCGAAAGACAGAGAUGCUAAAAGUUCAUUUGUUGCUGAUACACUGGGGCAAGUAUACAAGAACAAUUUGAAGAGCAGGGUCCAUGAUCCUUCCAUCUCUGCACAAGAAAUUUUGCAACUGUCAAAUAAGGCCUUUGAGGCUUUCAGAGAUGAGGAAAGGGCUGCUGAAAAUGAACAGGGAGCAGACAUGCAAGAUGAUGGUAUGACCAAAGUCUCACGGAUCUUUAACAACAGAGGACUAUUUGGAUAUCUACAGGUUGCCAACAUUGUUUUUGACUCGCUUGUCUCUCUUGACAAUACCUGGCAAAAAGUCCUUACCAUGGAAAUAUCAGCUGACACCUUUUUCUUAUCAAUCAGACAGAAAAAGCUCUUCAAGUACAAGCCACUCAUCAUCAACCUCAGGGAUGAGGUGGAGAGGAAAUGUGAGUUUUUUGACAGUUACUUGUCUUACUCCAAACCCAGCAUGAAAAAAGACGAACCACAUUACUUUCAGACUGAUGUCAAGAACUGCUACUGCAAAUACGUGGGGACAUGUACACCUAUACACUCAGAGUCUGCAAUAGAUGUACCCCUCCAGAAGCUCAAAGAAGAAAUGGCCAUUGCCUUCCCUGGACUGCUUUGCUGUCUUGAUAAGGGCUAUGAUAAAACUCACUUGCGCCAAAUAACAAUUUUGUGGGAGGAAAUAAAAAACGAAUGGGAAAAAAAGAAAGAUGGUGGUGGUGAGAACAAAGCUGCCCAAAACUUCAUCCUUGCCAACAUCAUCUUAAGCAAAGUGGAUGCAGCAUCUCCAGUGCUUACCCCUUUGCCAAUCCUAAGAGGUAUUCUGGAAAGACACCUAUUGGCCAAUUUCGGUAACCAAACCCCAGAGUUUUACGUCUUAGUCCUUUUGCUGUUUUGGCCCGAGGAGCAUAAGAAAAUGGGAUUCCAUGUUGACCUCAAUAAAUGUGUUCUAGAGAUGCAAGAGUCUUACAAAAACACAUACAAGAAGCAUCUUCGCUCAAGGUACCUUCGCCCCCUUAUUUUCCUGGGUAAGGGUGAGGGUUUGAGCAGAUUGGUUCAUAGAGCAAAACUAGAGAAACUAUUGGCAAGGGAGAAUAAAAUGACAAGGCCAGACACUAUAGAUCAAAAGUGGAGCAGUGGUGAGGUGUGGAGAGAACCCAGUGUCCAGGACCUUCUUCUUCCAGUCAAUGGAGUGGUUAGACAGCACCGGGUGUUUGCGUGUGUUGAUGGCAAGGAGAUUGAAGUCUGUGCCGACCAACGAAGAAAAGUUUGGAAGUCUGGAGACGUCUGCUUCUACCUAGGCUUCACCAUUAGAGGUCCUGUGGCCUAUGGCAUACACUACCCAUCCCAUCAUAGACAUGUCUUCUAUUCAGGUAUGAUGACAGGGGGGAGCCUCGUACAUUUUUGGAAGUAACUGACAUCAAAUCGAUCAAAGACGGUAAAACCAUUCUAAUCCUAAUUUCUCAUUUUCAUCUCUAUAUUCUCUCACUCAUGUUCAAGUUCUUGAUAUUUUCAUGUGCUAAGUUUUCCACAAUACAGUGACGUCCAAACCCACCAAUACAUUUGUCAUUUUGCUCCAGUUUCACACAGCUGGCAGCUGCACUCUUAGAAAAUAGCAGUGCUUCAUUUGUAAAUUCGGAGGUGCCGGAAGAAAAAGUGAGAGCGUUAGAGGGGGGUGACUUGGGUUGCUCUCAGGUACCAGAACGCAUUCAAAAAAUCCCCUUCAUAAUUAACCAUUGCUUGCAUUAUCAUCGUAUUUGCAUUCUGGCAUACAGCAGUAGAGUAGAGAUUCUUGAAGAAGGGUGAAACAAAAAACGGGUUUGGGGAAAAAUGUGGCCUUUUUAUAAAUGCAUUUAAUACAAUUUCACAUCAUUUUAGAUGACUGGAGAUUUGAGAAGAUUAUUUUUUAGUAACUCACAAAUGAUCAAAAUGACAGGCUACUUUGACCAUGACAAACUCAGAAUCUGAGAUCAAUUAAAAGGACCCUGUCCUGAAUCCAGAAAUAGAUUAGGCCUUGGUGUGUGGAGACACACAUAUUGUACCAUUUAAGGAGGAAAUUAUAAUCCUAAAAAAGCUUUCCAGUUUCAGUCACUCACCCAAUGAUGCUCAGUUCACUCACCUGCGAUGGCCGAUGCGUUCAUUCUUAAAGCCAUCUCUUUCUUGUUUUACUUUGUAAAACAAUGCUGUUUGCUCAAUAGGCCUAUUUUUGGUAGCUUAGCCUUUUCAGUAGAAUAAUUUGCUUUCCAACUGGUGCUUUCCCCCGAUUGUAUACUGAACGAAAAUAUAAACGCAACAUGCAACAAUUUCAAAGGUUUAACUGAGUUACAGUUCGUACGUAUAAGGAAAUCAGUCCAUUUAAAUACAUUCAUUUCGCCCUAAUCUAUGGAUUUCACAUGACUGGGUAUACAGAUAUGCAUCUGUUGGUCACAGAGACCUUGAAAAAAGGUAGGGGUGUGGAUCAGAAAACCAGUCAUUAUCUGGUUUGAUCACCAUUUGCCUCAUGCAGCCAACACAUCUCCUUCGCAUAGCUUGUUAAUGAUAGCCCUCCAGUUUUUCUCAAUUUCCGCCUGAAAACAUACCCUAAUCUAACUGCCUGUAGCUCAGGCCCAGAAGCAAGGAUAUACAUUUUCUUGGUAUCAUUUGAAAGGAAACACUGAAGUUUGUGGAAAUAUGAAUUGAAUAUAGGAGAAUAUAACACAAUAGAUCUGGUAGAAGAAAAUACAAGGAAAUAAUCAGAUGUUUUCUGUUCUUUUACUGUUGUUGCAUCUUUCAAAUGAACAAGAACAGCCAAACAUUCAGAUAUGAUGCUAGGGAUAAUUUCAAAUAAGAACAUAAGUGGGUAACCGUAUUUGAGCAAAUUUUCAGACAGAUACCUUCAGGAAUAAGUGAGGUACAUGCCAUUGAGCAUGAAGUCACCCUGGUGUCCCUCACAAGUUUCCCAAAUGUACCCAAGUGGCCGAAUUGGUACAGUGAUACAUUGAUGCAAAUAACUAUGUACAAAAUACAAAAAAUGUAUUCUAACAUACCCCCCAAAAAAUAUACUUGGAAAAUUGAAAAUGAAAAUGAAAAAUUAAUAUUUAAAAACAAUGAAAAAUAACAAGGGUAACUAUUUACACUUUCAAUGUACAAUAAUGUGAAGACCCUCAGUCCUCUACACAAUAUUGUGCUGCUGAUGCCAUAGCCCAUAGCAGUCUCUUUCUGGUGUGAAGCAGAGGGUCACCGAACAGGUGGUGCAGGUGACAGGGGAUUUCUUGUGGCAAAGAGCACAAUGAAGCCUCCCUACUGAGCCCUUUUUGCCCUAAGGCACAUUCCUGCCUGCAAUGAUGAAUUUUGGACUGUGAACACCACUGGUUGGAGCCGAAGGGACUGAGGUAGAGGGGACAGAAGGUGCUACAGUGCUCUUGCUGUAGCUAGCAAGCUCCUGGAUGAGCAGCUCCCUGAAGGCUAGUUGUGAGAUGGGGGGCUGUCCACAACUCUUAGCCAUUUCCUUCUGGAGUAUGAAGGCAUUCACCACAGCAAUGUCAAUGAAAUGAUAAAACAAUGUCUUGUACCAUUUCAUGGUCUUGUGGAGAACAUUAUAGUAGCCUAUCAGCGCAUCUGACAGGUCCACACCUCCCAUGCUCUUAUUGUAGUCCUUCACAGCAGCUGGAAUUGGGAAAUUUUUGGUGCUCCAUGCCCCAGUAGCGCCCUUCACACGCCUGACGACGUGAUCACCACUGAAGGACUUGUGGAUACUGGAGCACAUGACCACCUCCCUGCCACCGGCCCACAUCUCCAGCUUCCUCAGGUCUAUGAACAGAGUAGGGCGUGUGUAGAAGUUAUCCAUAAACAGUUUGUAGCCCUUCCCUAGCCGCUGAAAAUCGAAUAACUCCAUAACGGAGUCAUAGCUAAGUCCCUUACCGGUCGCACAACUGCUCUUCCCCUCAUAGACAAACAAAUUGCACGUGUAUGCACACGCAGAAUCAGCCAAAACAAACAGUUUCUAACCCCAUUUAAUUGGUUUGUUACGCAGGUACUGUUUUAGGCCAAUUCUGGCCUUUGAGGCUACCCUUCUCUCAUCUAUGGAAAGGUUCUUGGUGGGCUGAAAAUAAGUCUUGCAGGCCUCAACGAUGUUAUGGUAGAGAGGAUUCAUUUUGCAGAGCUUAUCAAAACUUGACGUGCCGUGCUUCUUCUCGUUGUCUUCAUCAACUUUUGGCUCACUAAUAUGAAGCGCCCGUGAGAUUGUCAGAAACCUUUUGCAUGAAGGUUGUCACAUACACAUGGUUAGCAGAUGUUAGUGCGAGUGUAGCGAAAUGCUUGUGCUUCUAGUUCCGACAAUGCAGUAAUAACCAACAAGUAAUCUAGCUAACAAUUCCAAAACUACUACCUUAUAGACUCAAGUGUAAGGGGAUAAAGAAUAUGUACAUAAAGAUAUAUGAAUGGGUGAUGGUACAGAGCGGCAUAGGCAAGAUACAGUAGAUGGUAUUGAGUGCAGUAUAUACAUAUGAGAUGAGUAUGUAAACAAAGUGGCAUAGUUAAAGUGGCUAGUGAUACAUGUAUUACAUAAGGAUGCAGUAGAUGAUAUAGAGUACAGUAUAUACGUAUACAUAUGAGAUGAAUAAUGUAGGGUAUGUAAACAUAUUAGGUAGCAUUGUUUAAAGUGGCUAGUGAUAUAUUUUACAUCAAUUCCCAUCAAUUCCCAUUAUUAAAGUGGCUGGAGUUGAGUCAAUGUGUUGGCAGCAGCCAC